AUGUCUGCCGCGCCGGGCCUCUUGCAUCAGGAACUGUCCUGCCCUCUGUGCCUGCAGCUGUUCGACGCACCCAUCACGGCUGAAUGUGGCCACAGCUUCUGCCGGGCCUGCCUGGGUCGGGUCGCCGGGGAGCCUGCGGCCGACGGCACGGUGCCCUGCCCCAGCUGCCAGGCGCCCACGCGGCCGCAGGCGCUCAACACUAACCUGCAGCUGGCGCGCCUGGUGGAGGGGCUGAAGCAGGUGCCGCAGGGCCACUGCGAGGAGCACCUAGAUCCGCUCAGCAUCUACUGCGAGCAGGACCGGGUGCUCGUGUGUGGCGUGUGCGCCUCGCUCGGCUCGCACCGCGGCCACCGCCUCCUGCCCGCCGCAGAGGCCCACGCGCGCCUCAAGACCCAGCUUCCACAACAGAUGCUGCAGUUGCAAGAGGCACGUGCACACAAGGAGAAGAGUGUGGGCGUGUUGGAGCACCAGUUGACUGAGGUGGAGGAGACAGUUCGACAGUUCCGAGGGGCUGUGGGGGAACAGCUGAAUAAGAUGCGGGUGUAUCUGACUGCCCUGGAGGGCUCGUUGGAUCGUGAGGCUGAGCGUGUGCGCAGUGAGGCAGGACAGGCGUUGCGGCGGGAACUGGGUGGCCUUAACUCUUAUCUGGAGCAGCUGCGGCAGAUGGAGCAGGUUCUGGAUGAAGUAGCAGACAAGCCACAGACUGAGUUUCUUAUGAAAUACUGCCUGGUGACCAGCAGGUUGCAGAAGAUCCUGUCAGAGUCACCACCACCAGCUCGGCUGGACAUCCAGCUGCCCAUCAUCUCAGAUGACUUCAAGUUUCAGGUCUGGAGGAAGAUGUUCCGGGCACUGAUGCCAGCACUGAGUGAGCUGACGCUGGAUCCCAACACGGCCCACCCGAGCCUGGUGCUGUCCAUGUACGGCCGCCGUGUGGAGUGCUCCGAGCAGAAGGCGCCUUCGGCCGGGGAGGACCCUCGCCAGUUCGACAAGGCGGUGGCAGUGGUGGCACACCAGCAGCUGUCGGGGGGCGAGCACUACUGGGAGGUGGAGGUGGGUGACAAGCCGCGGUGGGCCCUGGGCGUGAUCUCUGCCCAGGCCAAUCGUCGCGGUCGGCUGCACGCAGUGCCCUCGCAGGGCCUGUGGCUGCUUGGGCAGCGCGAGGGCAAGAUCCUGGAGGCGCAUGUGGAGGCCAAGGAGCCCAAGGCCCUGCGCCCUCGCGAGCGGCGGCCCACACGCAUCGGCAUCUACUUGAGCUUCGCCGACGGUGUCCUCUCCUUCUAUGACGCCAGCUCCUCUGAUGCGCUGGAGCUGCUGUUUGCAUUUCACGAGCGCCUACCUGGGCCUGUGUACCCCUUCUUCGACGUGUGCUGGCACGACAAGGGCAAGAAUGCUCAGCCGCUGCAGCUAGUGACGCCUGAGCAGGGGGAGAUCUGA
Suncus etruscus (white-toothed pygmy shrew) is the source of this 1434-nucleotide messenger RNA. It is a transcript of the gene TRIM72, whose product is annotated as tripartite motif containing 72. Gene Ontology annotation, molecular function: protein binding; zinc ion binding. The record is from RefSeq and is a predicted model, not a curated record. The transcript is spliced from 6 exons. Lineage: Eukaryota; Metazoa; Chordata; Mammalia; Eulipotyphla; Soricidae. Bases 1 to 1434 code for a protein of 477 amino acids.